CCGGAAGUCUCCUGAGUUGCCAGGGCUACAGUGAGGGACACGGCCAGGUAGCGGAAGGUGCGCUGAGGAGAAGUGACAGAGUCAUGGCGGACUCGCAGCUCAUCUGCAUGGAUGAAGAACACGUUAACGUGAAGAUUUCUGAAUCCAAACCCGAGUUCUAUUACAGCGAGGAGCAGCGCGCGGCGCUCGAGCAUCUGCUGCGGAACGGGGACGGUGCGUUCAAGCUGCGGCUUCGCGAGGACAACAUCAAAGACUUUCUCUCGGCGCGCGAAGUGAAAUGGAUCCGCGAGACGUUCCGGUCAUACGACGAUCCCGAUCCUGACAACGAGCCCCGGUCAGAGCGGCGCGCGCCGCGCUCACCCCUGGGCUCGGACUCGGGAGUUCACUCCACCUACUGGCCCACAGUGUCGGACACCGAGGUACCGACGCUCGAGCUCGGCUGGCCCACCGGCGGCUUUUAUCGAGGAGUCACGCGCGUGUCGGUUUACACACAUCCACCUAAAGAGAGCAGUCCUCACAUCAAAGAGGUGGUCAGGAGAAUGAUCCAGGAGGCGCACAAGGCCAUAGCCGUGGUCAUGGACCUCCUCACAGACCUGCUCAUCCUGCAGGAUCUUCUGGAUGCAGCGAGUAAGCGUGGUGUUGCCGUCUACCUGCUGCUGGAUGAGAAAGGUCUCCCUCACUUCCUGGACAUGUGUAACAGGCUGCAGAUAUCAGCUCAACACCUCCGAAGUGUGUGUGUGAGGAUGGUGCGAGGAAGCGGUCUGGCUCUGUCCUUCGGGAGACUCCCGGGGUCACUGUGCUCCAAGUACAUGUUGGUGGAUGGAGAGAAAGUGAUGUUUGGCUCCUACAGUUUCACCUGGACCUCGUCUCGGAUGAACCGGAACACCAUCACCGUCAUGUCCGGUCACGUGGUUGACUUCUUCGAUAACGAUUUCCGCGAGCUCUACGCCGUGUCGGAGAAAGUGGACCUGUACCACGAGUUCCACAUUCCCAAACCCCCCAGACACACCAUGCCCACCCCCCUCCUGAAAGCUCCGCCCACCAACACCCAGCCCGCCCUACCUGCAUCCACCUCCCGCUUUCAGGUGUCUCUGGGAGAAUCCAAGCAGGUCAAUCUGAAAGUUCCUGCACACAAAUACCACAAUCCCAAAUACGCCCUGGUGGUGGGAAACAGUUUAGGCCUUACUGGCUCUCUGCAGGAUCUGAGCAAGCUCAGGGAAUACGCCGGAAACAGUGCAGAGAGCAACACAGAGAAGUUACACCACACCAGUGGGGGCACUAAAGAGCAGACAGACAGAGUGUCUCAGGAGGAGACGAGUGACAGUAAAGGAGAUGGAAAUAAAUCGCCUUUGUUCGGUUCAAAAAAGCAGCGCAGCUCCUUCAGGCUGUUCCUCAAAGGCAGGUCGCCCAAUCAGAGUCCAGAUCUACAGACAGCCUAUCAUAAUUACACUUCAGAUGUGAAAACAGCCAAUCAAAUACAAGCAAAGCCCACCAAUCAGAUCAAAGACUCCCCAAAACUGACCAAUCACAUUAAAGACUCCCCAAAGCUGACCAAUCACUCACCAAAACUGACCAAUCAAAUCAAAGACUCCCCAAAACUGACCAAUCACGUCAAACAAUCUCCAACACUGACCAAUCAUGUCAAACAGUCUCCAACACUGACCGAUCACACAAAGGACUCGCCAAAGACAGCUAAUCACGUGAAGGAGGUGCAGCCUGAGAACGUGCAGAUACCCAACGGCAAACUCACACCACCUUCUUCACCAGGGGAAAGACCCGCCAGUGUGGUCGAAGACGAACUGGACGAUUCAUUCGUCGUCAUAGAAAAACCGAACCUGCUGAAAUUCAAAAGCAAAAAAUCCUCCAAACUGCCCCAGAGAAGUGUGUCCAUGCAGGUGAUCAGCACAGGAGCAGAGGAAGGUUCCAGAGGACAAAAACGCAACCAGAAGAAGUCGUGUAUUCAGUCGUGAGAGCGGCGGACGCUGACCGCUCUUACAGCCGGAGACAGAAACGUUACAGCGUGUAAAAAAUGGACAGAAAAAGGCAUGGGAGUGUAAAUGUACUGUACAGUGUGGAAAUGUAGACCGGUCUCACAGAAGAAUGUUCUAGACUGAGGGCUUCUGUGUGUGUGUGUGUGUGUGUGUGUGUGUGUGUGUGUGUGUGUGAGAUCAGACUUGACAGCCACGACGCUUCACCUCGGAAAUAUGAGAUGACAAAAUUCAAGUGUUUGAGGUGAAAUGAGGAAGCCGUCGUUAAUGUGAACACAUUGCCGCGUGGUGUGUGUGUGUGUGUGUGUGUGUGUGGUGGGUGACGAGCUGUGAAACUCCCAGACGUGAUGUGUGUGUGUCCAUGCACUGGAUGGACUGCAGGAAUGUACAGUUUUUAAGAGAUUUUUAGUGACUGCAAUAAAAAGCAACCU
Messenger RNA from Hemibagrus wyckioides, 2419 nucleotides. It is a transcript of the gene sack1fa, whose product is annotated as family with sequence similarity 83 member Fa. The transcript is spliced from 5 exons. The record is from RefSeq and is a predicted model, not a curated record. The coding region runs from base 84 to 1970 and encodes 628 amino acids. Lineage: Eukaryota; Metazoa; Chordata; Actinopteri; Siluriformes; Bagridae.